Brienomyrus brachyistius is the source of this 3275-nucleotide messenger RNA. Its product is annotated as F-box only protein 11-like. The record is from RefSeq and is a predicted model, not a curated record. NCBI's taxonomy places the organism in Eukaryota, Metazoa, Chordata, Actinopteri, Osteoglossiformes, Mormyridae. The transcript has 22 exons. Gene Ontology annotation, biological process: protein ubiquitination; regulation of apoptotic process; ubiquitin-dependent protein catabolic process. Gene Ontology annotation, molecular function: protein binding; zinc ion binding. The coding region runs from base 16 to 2574 and encodes 852 amino acids.
CUUCAAUACCUGCUGAUGAGAGAUGAUGAAGUUCCUGCAGACAUGGUUGCUGAAGAAUCUGGUCCUGGAGCUCAAAAUAGUCCCUAUCAACUACGAAGAAAGUCCCUGUUGUCCAAGCGGACUGCUUGCCCAGGAAAGAGCCCCAUGGAGGGAGCCUCUACUUCAGCCACAGAAACCUUUGGGCCUCGAGCCAAGAGGCCCCGGAUCUCAGGGAAAUCUCUGGAUCUGCCAGCUGCUCCAGCUGAGCAGUACCUCCAGGAGAAGCUGCCCGAUGAGGUGGUCCUGAAGAUCUUCUCCUACCUGUUGGAGCAGGACCUCUGUCAGGCAGCACGUGUGUGCAAGCGCUUCAGUGAACUGGCCAAUGACCCCAUCCUCUGGAAGAGACUUUACAUGGAGGUAUUUGAGUACACACGCCCCAUGAUGCAUCCUGAGCCUGGAAAGUUCUACCAGAUCAAUCCUGAGGAGUAUGAGCAGUCAAACCCCUGGAAAGAGAGCUUUCAGCAGCUGUGCAAGGGAGCUCAUGUGAAGCCUGGCUUUGCUGAGCAUUUCUACAGCAACCCUGCCAGGUACAAAGGACGGGAGAACAUGUUGUACUACGACACCAUCGAAGAUGCUCUUGGUGGCGUACAGGAAGCUCAUUUUGAGGGGCUUAUAUUUGUCCACUCUGGGAUUUACAAUGACGAGUGGAUCUACAUCGAGUCACCCAUUACCAUGAUUGGCGCUGCACCUGGGAAGGUAGCGGAUAAGGUGAUUAUUGAGAACACCCGGGACUCCACAUUCGUAUUCAUGGAAGGAUCUGAGGAUGCCUAUGUGGGCUACAUGACUAUUAGGUUCAACCCUAAUGACAAGUCUGCCCAACACCACAAUGCCCACCACUGUUUAGAGAUCACUGUAAACUGCAGCCCAAUUAUUGAUUACUGUGUCAUACGGAGCACAUGUACAGUGGGUUCCGCAGUAUGUGUAAGUGGUCAGGGCGCCUGUCCCACUAUCAAGCACUGCAACAUCAGCGACUGUGAGAACGUGGGACUUUACAUCACAGACUAUGCACAGGGUGUAUAUGAGGACAAUGAGAUCUCCAACAAUGCUCUGGCAGGCAUCUGGGUGAAAAACCAUGGCAACCCCAUCAUCCGACGAAACCACAUUCAUCAUGGAAGGGAUGUUGGAGUGUUCACCUUCGACCAUGGCAUGGGCUACUUCGAGAGCUGCAACAUCCACCGGAAUCGUAUCGCUGGCUUUGAGGUGAAGGCUUACGCAAACCCCACAGUGGUGCGCUGUGAGAUCCACCAUGGACAGACAGGGGGCAUCUAUGUGCAUGAAAAGGGUCGUGGCCAGUUCAUCGACAAUAAGAUCUAUGCGAAUAACUUUGCUGGAGUCUGGAUCACAUCUAACAGUGACCCCACUAUCAGGGGAAAUGCCAUCUACAAUGGCAACCAAGGUGGUGUUUACAUAUUUGGAGAUGGGCGGGGCCUCAUCGAAGGGAACGACAUCCACGGCAACGCCUUGGCAGGGAUCCAGAUCCGGACCAACAGCUGCCCUAUCGUUCGACAGAACAAAAUCCAUGAUGGGCAGCAUGGAGGCAUCUAUGUACACGAAAAGGGUCAGGGUGUAAUCGAGGAGAAUGAAGUGUACAGUAACACCCUGGCGGGUGUGUGGGUGACCACCGGAAGCACACCGGUUCUGCGGCGGAACCGGAUACACAGCGGAAAGCAGGUUGGAGUAUAUUUUUAUGACAAUGGGCAUGGUGUUCUAGAAGACAAUGACAUCUACAAUCACAUGUACUCUGGUGUUCAGAUCAGAACUGGUAGCAACCCCAAGAUUCGGCGGAAUAAGAUCUGGGGGGGGCAGAAUGGUGGCAUUCUGGUAUACAACUCUGGGUUGGGUUUCAUUGAGGACAAUGAGAUCUUUGACAAUGCUAUGGCUGGUGUGUGGAUAAAGACAGACAGCAACCCUACACUUCGCAGGAACAAGAUCCAUGAUGGUAGAGAUGGUGGAAUAUGCAUAUUCAAUGGUGGUCGAGGUUUGCUGGAGGAGAACGACAUCUUCCGCAAUGCCCAAGCUGGUGUCCUCAUCAGCACCAACAGUCAUCCUGUGCUCAGGAAAAACAGGAUAUUUGAUGGCUUUGCUGCAGGGAUUGAGAUCACCAAUCAUGCCACUGCAACUCUGGAAGGAAAUCAAAUUUUCAACAACCGCUUUGGAGGCUUGUUCCUCGCCUCUGGUGUCAAUGUGACAAUGAAAGAUAACAAGAUAAUGAACAACCAAGAUGCCAUUGAAAAAGCUGUCUCUAGGGGGCAGUGCCUGUAUAAGAUUUCCAGUUACACCAGCUACCCGAUGCACGAUUUUUAUAGGUGUCACACAUGCAACACCACGGACCGUAAUGCCAUCUGCCUGAACUGCAUCAAGAAGUGCCAUCAAGGACAUGAUGUUGAGUUCAUUCGGCACGACAGGUUUUUCUGUGACUGUGGAGCAGGGACAUUGUCAAACCCAUGCACACUUGCUGGAGAGCCCACACAUGACACAGACACUCUGUAUGACUCUGCCCCUCCUAUAGAGUCCAAUACAUUGCAGCACAACUGAGCUUGACCUCAGCUGUUACCUUUUAAAGGGCCGUGGACUAAACGCACCAAAUGGAUGCUUUGAUCAGUCUGGACCUAAAAAGACUCCAUGUUUAAUGUAUGAUGAUGGAGAAAGAUAUGCACACUAGAAAUAAAAUCUUUAAAAACAUACUAAAAAACUGAAAAGCAAAAGCUGACCCAGCUUCUAAUGGAGAAGUUUAUAUAUUUAAAGAAAACCUUUAAAAGGCUUUCCUGUGUCUGUGGAUGUAAAACUUUUUUUUUCUGUUAAUGCAAACGUUUUGAAGAAAAGAAGAAAUGAACGUCGAAGAGAAGCAAUAUGUUGACUCAGGAUUAUGGAGAGUAAGGGGGCGUGACUUCAGCUGUACUGCCUCUGUGCAACAUCUGAGAUGCUGCUGUAGGAGGAGCUUAGCUGCAGUCUGGUACCCAGAAACACAAGGAGCCAUAGUCCCUCUCACUGAAGAGGGAUGUCAUCCUGUUCAGUAGGCUGGGCGCUGCCCAUACAGCCACCUUGGCAACUGUUUCUAGACAGCAGUGGUGCUGGUAAAUGUUUGGUGAAGGAACAAAAGGUGAUCUAGCACUUCAGCUUUUUUUAAUGCCAUUCUGAUUGACACAUGAUUUUAAUGCUUUCCCACAUAGUUUUGUAUUUUCAAGCAGAAAUCUUACUGUACUUGAAUGUCUUAUUAUUAUUAUUAUUAUUAUUAU